AUUAGAUGCAAGUCCUCAUGUCAAUGAUCCAAACCUUUUCCACAUCAGCAUGAAAACCUGUAUCCCAAACUAAGUUAGGAGUCUGCAUCUUCACUUCUUUUUCUUUUUACUGUGUUGUAAAAUUUGCUUUCAGAGCAAUUAGUUGCACCUGCUUUUAACUAAUGACCUGCAGCCACUUGACAACAGUAGAAAAGGAUAAAUGGUUUCUGUCUCCUCAGUUCUUCACUGUUUUUGAACUAUUAAGGUGACAGCAAGGUUCAUAGAGGUGGCAUGGGACUGCUCUCUGGAUGGUUGCUGUUGUCUCUGUUAGGUGUUGGAGGACCUCACGUAAAUGCAUACUAUACUGGAGCUGAAAAGUAUAGAGGGGAAGACGGGCAGCUGACUCCCUAUGACCCAGAGGAAUAUGGAUAUCCUGUUGAACAAACCUUCCCAAGAGGGGGUCCAACUGGUCCCAAGAAACCAAUUCUAUCGCCAGUGAAGCGUGACUAUGCUUCAGGAGGAACAAUGGGUCCUCUUAAACCAAUCCCAAUGCUAGUAGAAACUAGCUACCCAAUGAGGGAGCCUCUGGGUUCCACAAAACCAGUAUCUUGGCCUGUGGAGCCCAGUUACCCACAAUGGGAACCAAUGGAUCAAAUGGCACCAUCUCCUUUACCUGUGAAGCUCAAAUAUCCAACUCUGGAGUCAGUGGGUCUAUCAAAUCCACAAACUGAACAUGCAGGACCCAGAUAUCCACUUCCUGGUUAUGUUGACUCUCACAGGGGGCCAAAAAUGACCCCAGACCGCUUUUUCACAUCAGUGGCUCCAAGAAAGCCGGUUUACAAAGCCAAGCGACCAGGUGACUUGCUGAAAUAUCCUCGCAAACCACAUUACCUCACAAUCCGGACGAGAUAUGUACCCAAGCACCCAGUAUGGAGAAGGAAGUCUAGAUGGGUCAGUUAACAUCCGCUGUUGAUCUCCUGAGGUGCAAUUUCUGUACAAUUACUGCACUUUCUGUAUUUUUAUUUUCAGGCACAUUAAAGACUUUGGGAAAAAUCUAA
This is a messenger RNA of Oryzias latipes (Japanese medaka), 1037 nucleotides long. The record is from RefSeq and is a predicted model, not a curated record. Lineage: Eukaryota; Metazoa; Chordata; Actinopteri; Beloniformes; Adrianichthyidae.